This is a messenger RNA of Lontra canadensis (Northern American river otter), 1937 nucleotides long. RefSeq names its product cytochrome P450 2U1. Gene Ontology annotation, cellular component: cytoplasm; intracellular membrane-bounded organelle. The transcript has 5 exons. The coding region runs from base 54 to 1688 and encodes 544 amino acids. NCBI's taxonomy places the organism in Eukaryota, Metazoa, Chordata, Mammalia, Carnivora, Mustelidae. Gene Ontology annotation, molecular function: heme binding; iron ion binding; oxidoreductase activity, acting on paired donors, with incorporation or reduction of molecular oxygen, reduced flavin or flavoprotein as one donor, and incorporation of one atom of oxygen. The record is from RefSeq and is a predicted model, not a curated record. Gene Ontology annotation, biological process: xenobiotic metabolic process.
GUUUCCAAGGGUCCGUCCGAGGAAGCCGAGGCUGCGGACCCCGGCGCCCGGCCAUGGCCUCCCCCGGGCUGCCGCAGCCCCCCGCCGAGGGCUCGCCCUGGCCUCUGCGCCUGCUGCCCGCGCCUCCCGGGCUUUUGCGGCUGGACCCCACCGGCGGCGCGCUCUGGCUGCUCAGCCUCGCGGCGCUGCUCGGCUGGAGCUGGCUCUGGCGGCACCGGGCGCGGGGCAUCCCUCCCGGGCCCACGCCCUGGCCCGUGGUGGGCAACUUCGGCUUCGUGCUGCUGCCUUCGUUCCUCCGACGGAAGAGCUGGCUGCACCGCCGGGCGAGGGCCGCAGGGACGGAGCCCUCGGCCCUGAGCCCGCAGUUGCUCCUGGCCGACCUGGCCCGCGUCUACGGCAACGUCUUCAGCUUCUUCAUCGGCCACUACCUGGUGGUGGUCCUCAGCGACUUCCACAGCGUGCGCGAGGCGCUGGUGCAGCAGGCCGAGAUCUUUAGCGACCGCCCGCGGGUGCCUCUGGUCUCCCUCGUAACCAAGGAGAAAGGGAUUGUGUUCGCACAUUACGGUCCGGAGUGGAGACAACAGAGGAAGUUCUCCCAUUCAACCCUUCGUCAUUUUGGCUUGGGAAAGCUGAGCUUGGAGCCCAGGAUUAUUGAAGAGUUUCGGUAUGUGAAAGAGGAAAUGCAGAAGCACGGAGAAGACCCCUUUGACCCUUUCCCCGUCGUCAACAAUGCCGUCUCUAACAUCAUUUGCUCCCUGUGCUUUGGCCGGCGCUUUGACUACACCAAUAGCGAGUUUAAGAAGACGCUCAAUCUCAUGUCACGAGCACUAGAAAUCUGUCUGAACACCCAGCUCCUCCUGGUCAACAUAUGCCCCUGGCUUUAUUAUCUUCCCUUCGGACCAUUUAAGGAAUUAAGACAAAUUGAAAAGGAUAUUACCACUUUCCUUAAAAAAAUCAUCAAAGACCAUCGAGAGUCUCUGGAUGUAGAGAACCCUCAGGACUUCAUAGACAUGUACCUUCUCCACGUGGAGGAGGAGAGAAAAAAUAACAGCAACAGUAGCUUUAAUGAAGAUUACUUAUUUUAUAUCAUUGGUGAUCUCUUCAUUGCUGGGACUGAUACCACAACUAACUCCUUGCUUUGGUGCCUUCUGUAUAUGUCACUGAACCCCGAUGUACAAGAAAAAGUUCAGGAAGAAAUUGAAAGGGUCAUUGGUGCUAACAGAAUCCCUUCCCUCACUGACAAGGCCCAAAUGCCCUACACGGAAGCCACCAUCAUGGAGGUGCAGAGGCUGACGGUGGUGGUGCCCCUCGCCAUUCCUCACAUGACCUCGGAGAAAACAGUGCUCCAAGGAUAUACCAUUCCUAAAGGCACAGUGAUAUUACCCAACUUGUGGUCAGUGCACAGAGACCCAGCCAUUUGGGAGAAACCAGACGAUUUCUGCCCUAAUCGAUUUCUGGAUGAUCAAGGACAACUUAUUAAAAGAGAAACAUUUAUUCCUUUUGGAAUAGGGAAGCGGGUAUGUAUGGGAGAACAACUGGCAAAGAUGGAAUUGUUUCUGAUGUUCGUGAGCCUAAUGCAGAGUUUCACCUUCACUUUACCCAAGGAUUCUAAGAAACCCAUCCUGACUGGAAGAUACGGUCUGACUCUAGCCCCACACCCAUUUAAUGUAAUCGUUUCAAAGAGAUAAAGAACUUGCCCAAGAAGAGAAUGUAAAUACAUUUCCUCCUCAACAGAUUCUUCCUUCUGCAGUUGACGAUAGACCCAGCAACGCAGUGGCCUCGGGUCAGGCUCGGACGAGAGGGAGACCAGAACGUGGGUAGAGCUUGCAUCAUCUUGGACCAUCCCUCAGCAGGGUGCUUCUGUCACUUGAGUAACCCACAUCUGUGACUUAGGGGAUGGGGACUCGGGUGCUGGGUCGGGAAGCAGGAGAUCCGGA